Molecule: messenger RNA, 1397 nt
Organism: Punica granatum (pomegranate)
Lineage: Eukaryota; Viridiplantae; Streptophyta; Magnoliopsida; Myrtales; Lythraceae
Source: RefSeq, a predicted model, not a curated record
AGAAACCCUAGCAGAGCUCAACAUUUCCCUUUCGGAAGGACAUCCGAAACCCUAGCAGAGCUCCAGUGGCAUUUUGUCAUCAAUUUCUCUCGUUUUUUCUGUCGAUUCGUGUUGCGGUGUUGAUCUCCGCCACUCCGCUGCCGGUAGGAUUGAGUCGGAGGAGAGACGGAAGCUUGCGGAUCUCCCUUGAGCCGAAGCAGAAGAAGCCUCCGUCUCUGUCUCCGGACCUACAGUUUCGACCUCUGAGCCCCCUUCUCCCUCUCCAACUGCGACAUAGCCUUCAUCCUCGGCUUCCAAUAGAAGCAUCAGCAGGAGAAUAGAAGCAUUGUGCCCGCUGUAUUACUAUCACCAACGGCAUCCCAGAAGCCCCAUUUUCGUGUUCGUCAGAGCUUGAUAAACCCUAGCAGAGCAAUCGAACAGCUCGUCUUCGAUUCCUCCCUCCACCGCCACGGAAAAGGGUUCAGGUGUUGAUCUCCGCUGCUACACUGCCAGAAGAAGCAGCAACAGGACAGACGAAGCUCGCGGACCUCCCUUGAGCCGAAGCAGAAGAAGCAGAUCAUCGACCCGAACUCUGAAAAAUUCAAAUUUAGGGCUUUGUCGAUUGAUUCCGCUACUCAAAUCGAGAAAGUCUCCGAGCUUGAGAUCACUGUUCGGGAAGCGGUCGCUGUGGCGAAGGAUCCUGUUCGCAUCCAGGAUUGUGAAGCAUCAUUCUACUCAACCUCCUAACAGUCAUUUACGAAGAAGAGAAGGAAAGCAGGAGGAGGAAGAUGAACAAGAAAAAGGUGUUCAACCUGGCCAAGGGUUUCCGAGGCAGGGCGAAGAACUGCAUUAGAAUCGCGAGGGAGAGGGUCGAGAAGGCCCUGCAGUACUCUUACAGAGACCGCCGCAACAAGAAGCGUGAUAUGCGGUCUCUCUGGAUCCAGCGCAUCAACGCCGGCACUCGCCUCCACUCAGUCAAUUACGGUAACUUCAUGCAUGGGUUGAUGAAGGAUAACAUCCAGCUGAACAGGAAAGUUCUGUCAGAAUUGUCCAUGCAUGAGCCACUUAGCUUCAAGGCCCUUGUGGACAUUUCUCGUAAUGCCUUCCCUGGGAACAAGAAUGUGGUUCAUCCUCCCAGGAAGGUAAGCAUUCCAGUCAGUGUCUAGUAUGUUUGUCGCUUUGUCUUUCUUGUUUCUCUUUUUGGGCUUGACAUUCGACCCAUUGUUUCGUGGUUCCUUCAAAGUUUCUACUGGUUUAGAAAGAAUUUACAGACUGAACUUUGGAAUCUCAAUCAUCUUUUGAUUGCAUAUUCUCUCAAUAUUCUGCAUUCUAUGUUCUCGGAGCUUCUCAUUCCCUUGUGAUAUGGGGAAGAUAUGAAUAGAAGAGGGCAAUGUCGGAAGAGGUUUGAUUUCUGACUA